CAUGGCCGCCGCACAAAAGCAGAUUUUUUCUCCGUUUUUUUUUUUGUUCCUUGUAUAAACAAAUUAUUAAUACCCUUAGGUCCAGAUAUUUUCUCCUAUCUUCUUCUUCUGCUGCUGCUGUUCCUAUCUAUCUAUCCUAUCUAUGUAUCUCUAUAAAGUAAUAUUGGCAUAGCAUGCAUGAUCAAUAAUCAAUUCAAGCCCAUUACUCUAUCAAUAAGAAGCAGAAUGAGAAGAGUUGUUUCCUAGCUAAUUUACUAAUACAUAUUAAUUAUAUAUAUAUAUAUAUAUAUUUCCCAUUAGAUUAUAUUAUGAAUAUGAUUAUGGGUACUGCAGCUGCUGUGGGAUUAUCGCCUCAUCAUCAUCAUCAUCAUCGUCAUAGCAGAUUACUAAUGAUAGCAGAAGCAUUCGAUCAACAAAUACCACAACUGUCGAUGCUACCGAAUAUUUUUACUAAGAAGAAAAGCAGCGGUGGAGGAGGAGGAGCAGGAAGAGGACUCAAAUUCAAAAGCAAGCUAACUAGGUUUAAUGGGUGCAUCCACACGGGAUUGAGAAGGCUCCUAAAAGCCCCUCCUUGUGCUAAUGCUGCUACUCCUCUCACUACCACUACACAAGAAGAUGCUUCUUCUUCUCCUACUCCUAUUGAUCAGAGAAUAAUACCCUCCUCCAAGUCCCGCAAAGGGCCCCUUGCAAACUAUGUACCGCUCUUCGUUAUGCUUCAGUUGGGAGUGGUUAGCGGAGAGAAUGAAUUCGUGGAGGCGGACAAGCAGAGGCUGGAGAAGCAAGUGGAGAUGCUGAAGCAGGCGGGAGUGGACGGGGUGAUGGUGGACGUGUGGUGGGGGAUCGUUGAGGCGGAAGCUCCUAGGCACUACGACUGGUGUGCUUACAGGAACUUGUUCCACCUGCUCCAAAAGAAAGGCCUCAGGAUACAAGCAAUUAUGUCAUUCCACCAGUGCGGCGGCAACAUUGGGGACGCAGUCUACAUUCCCAUCCCGCGCUGGGUAAAGGUUCAUCCAGAUCCACAUAUUUUCUACACCGACAGGUCCGGGAACACAAACCCCGAAUACCUCUCCCUUGGCGUCGACAACCUGCCUCUCUUCCACGGCCGGACACCUCUUCAGAUGUACAGCGACUACAUGCAAAGCUUCAGGGAGAAGAUGGCAGAUUUUUUGGAGGACGGGACAAUCAUAGACAUUCAAGUCGGGUUAGGUCCAGCAGGGGAGCUCCGCUACCCAUCCUACCCAGAAACACAGGGAUGGAUAUUCCCAGGAAUUGGAGAAUUCCAGUGCUUUGACAAGUACUUGAGAGAAGACUUGAAGAUGACGGCGGUGGCUGCAGGGCAUCCUGAAUGGGGGGAGCUGCCGGACGAUGCAGGAACGUACAACGACACGCCUGAAAAAACCGGCUUCUUCAGGGCGACAUACCAGACAGAAAAGGGUAGGUUCUUCCUGGAAUGGUAUUCAAGCAAGUUGAUAGAGCAUGGGGACCAGGUGCUUGAGUUAGCCAACAAUGCAUUCACAGGAUGCAGAGUCAGGUUAUCUGCUAAAGUAUCGGGGAUCCACUGGUGGUACAAUGAUGAGAGCCAUGCUGGCGAGUUAACAGCAGGAUACUACAACCUGAGCAGCAAGAACAAGAGUAGGGACGGAUACCGCCCCAUUGCCAGGAUGUUAUCCCGACAUUUUGCUACUCUAAACUUCACUUGUCUCGAGAUGAGAAACACCGACCAGCCGGCCCAGGCUAAAUCUGCACCCGAGCAACUUGUGCAACAGGUUUUGAGUGGGGCGUGGACAGAAAAGAUCGGCGUGGCAGGUGAGAACGCACUCCCAAGUUACAGUCGGGCAGCCUAUAACCAAAUGCUGCUGAAUGUGAGGCCCAUAGGGGUGGUGCUGGACAAGGACAAUGGCAAGGAUGGCAUUACUGCUAGUAGUAGUAGUCAUUAUCAUCAUCAUCAUCAGAUGGAUGGCGUGACGUACCUUCGGCUGUCCCAUGACUUGCUCAAGCCCCAUAAUUACAGAAUCUUCAGGCUAUUUGUCAAGAAAAUGCACGCCGAUCUGGAUUACUGUCGGGAAGUGACAGAUUACGAGCCAUUGCAGAGGUCCAAGUCUAAGAUUCCAAUGGAUGAGCUAUUGCUGGAAGCAACAAAGCCCAUCCAGCCAUUCCCAUGGAACCCCGAAUUGGAAACGGACAUGAGCCUUGGAAAUGGAGACCUCCUGGAUACCCUCGUUCAAAUCAUACCUUUUCUUUCUAUGUUGCUACCUAGCUAGCUAAUUAUCAUCAACUUGCUGCUGCUGCUGCGGCUGUGGCUGAUAAUGAUACAUACAUACAUACAUAAUCAUAUCAUAUGUCUAUUGCAGGCAGCAGCUUUCAAGGCAGUGACCAUACAUUUAAAAAUGAAUUAAUAAUAUACAGACACGAAGGUAUUCAUUCA
This is a messenger RNA of Andrographis paniculata, 2425 nucleotides long. RefSeq names its product beta-amylase. Gene Ontology annotation, biological process: polysaccharide catabolic process. Bases 309 to 2261 code for a protein of 650 amino acids. Lineage: Eukaryota; Viridiplantae; Streptophyta; Magnoliopsida; Lamiales; Acanthaceae. The transcript has 8 exons. The record is from RefSeq and is a predicted model, not a curated record. Gene Ontology annotation, molecular function: beta-amylase activity.